GUCAACAAGUUCUCUCAUUUUCAAGAGGGCAAGUUUAAUGUUUGUUUUGGCGUCGUAAAUUUUGAAAAAGUCAAUCUGGCGGACUUUCUAUAGGUCGCUCUUCCUGUGUUCCGAUGACGUAACCCACCACUUCCGGUGACAUGAGGACGACGGCUUCAUAUGAAAAAUGCUAGAAAGAAAACAGGAAAAACCAUUUGCGGGAACACUGGAAACUUAAUACAAUUUCCACAUUUGUUUUUUUUUAAUCGGUACUUGCGUUCGAGGGGAAUUAUCGACGUAAAUUGGUCCGGUCACGUGGCGUUUUAGCUUACACAGAUCACAUUUUUAGAGUUUAUUGUUCAUCGGCUCCUUCCCCGCUUCCUCCUAUACACUGUUUAGCUUAGCUAGCUAGCAUUAGCUAAGUAUUGGUGUACUUGCCGUCACAUUGUACGCGUAUUCUUAGUCCGAGUUUAGGAAAGCGCGCUCUAAAUUUGUUCGUUUACUCUUGGAGCGACAAUAGUUGGAUGAGAAUGGCAACGUCGGCGCUCUACGCCUGUACAAAGUGUAACCAGCGGUAUCCUUUCGAGGAGCUGUCGCAAGGCCAGCAACUCUGCAAGGAGUGUCGCAUCGCUCACCCGAUAGUGAAGUGCACAUACUGCAGAUCUGAGUUCCAGCAGGAAAGUAAAACAAAUACUAUCUGCAAGAAAUGUGCCCAGAACGUCAAACAGUUUGGAACGCCCAAACCGUGUCAGUACUGUAACAUUAUUGCAGCGUUUAUUGGGACAAAGUGUCAACGCUGUACGAAUUCGGAAAAGAAAUACGGGCCACCUCAAACUUGUGAACAGUGCAAACAGCAAUGUGCCUUUGACCGCAAAGAGGAAGGCAGGCGAAAGGUGGAUGGAAAACUGCUGUGCUGGCUGUGCACUCUGUCCUACCGCCGUGUUCUGCAGAAAACCAAGGAACAAAGGAAAGGCUUUGGUUCCUCCAAUGCCUCGUCCCUUAACGAGAAGGACCAUCACUCAAGGCAGCACCAUCACCAACAAAGACACAGCAGUUCUCACCACAAGCUGAGUGGGAGCUUGAGUCCGGAGCAGGAGCAGGGAUUGUGGAAACAGAGCCAUAAAUCGUCUUCAAUUCAAAAAGAGACUCCAAAGAAGAAACCAAAACUCGAGAUGAAGCCAUCAAACGGUGACAGUAGUUCCAUCACCCAGUCCAUGGAUUCUGGAGGAACGGACAACUUCAUUCUCAUCAGCCAACUGAAAGAAGAGGUCAUGUCACUAAAAAGAAUGGUGCAACAGAGGGACCAGACCAUUCUCGACAAGGAACGAAAGUUAACAGAGCUGAAAGCUGACUUUCAGUAUCAGGAAUCCAGCAUGAGAGUCAAGAUGAACCAAAUGGAGAAGGCGCACAAAGAGGCCAUUGAGCAGCAGCAGGCGAAGAACAGAGAGCUGAUGAAACAAGUAGCCGCGCUGUCCAAAGGAAAAAAGUUUGACCGGACGGGAAGUUCACUCCUGCUGCCCUAACAAUUUGCCGACCAGCGGGCGCUAACACAGAGCGACUUCAUUUUCCAACUGUGAAAGUCUCCCUCCGUGUUUCCUCUUUGGAACCGUGUUGUCUCACGUGGAAACGAAGACCAAGCAAAAUCUCUCCGUAUUUUUGGGGUGACUUUUUUCCUUACCGGGCUGUAGAAACUGCAACUUGUAUGUGGGUUGCAACAGGUUUAUUAGCACUGCCAGUUGAAACGAAAGCGCGGCGUCAACAAAUCCGCCAGAUUUUACAUGGGUGUCACCCGCUAUUUAUUCAACUGAAUAUCUUUGACACAAAACCUCUUUUUGUCCCUCACACAUACUAUGAGAAUAUCUCACAUCUGGGGGUUUUCUUCAAGAGCUAGUACUUAUAUUUUUCUAAAUGAUUGUUGGAAGACUUUGAGUUGUGACUGCGCAGCUUUACAAUGUAUGCAAAUAUGAGGAGGUUGACCACUGAGCUGCUGCUAAUAACUUAGGCGACACUCAGUCACGAAACAAUCAGCAAAUAUGUCGAAACUCUUCCGGAUGGAAAACUCUUGGCAGUGUGACAGCCAAAGUGCUUUGCUGUUUUAACUUCAGUGGAAUGAUUGUAAUUCUGCAUGAUUUUACCAUCAGUUUUCGGACUUCUUAAUUGCUCAUGUUCAUUUUUUUCUUUUUAGAGAAACACUUUUAAAUGUAUUACAUUGGGGUCAAACGUUGUAUAUUUAAACUCUUGCUUGUAUCUGUUUUAGUGAGUACAGUAUGUGUAUGGUGAAGCCAGUUUUAAUGGUCAUUUAUAGAGGACACUUUUUUAAAGAAACACUCCUUUCACACGUCAUUGGGCUGGUUUCAUACUGUGCGGUCAAAAAAUUUGUUUUGUUUUGUAUUUUUACCCAAACCAAGUGUUUUAAAAAAUAUUAAAACUGGCUAAAUUGCUGACUGCUUCU
This is a messenger RNA of Corythoichthys intestinalis (scribbled pipefish), 2431 nucleotides long. It is a transcript of the gene fam76b, whose product is annotated as family with sequence similarity 76 member B. Lineage: Eukaryota; Metazoa; Chordata; Actinopteri; Syngnathiformes; Syngnathidae. The transcript has 10 exons. Gene Ontology annotation, cellular component: nuclear speck. The coding region runs from base 504 to 1502 and encodes 332 amino acids. The record is from RefSeq and is a predicted model, not a curated record.